Molecule: messenger RNA, 871 nt
Organism: Neoarius graeffei (lesser salmon catfish)
Lineage: Eukaryota; Metazoa; Chordata; Actinopteri; Siluriformes; Ariidae
Exons: 4
Coding region: 2-613 (203 amino acids)
Biological process (GO): spermatogenesis
Source: RefSeq, a predicted model, not a curated record
CAUGAAUCCACUGUGGAAAGUGUACAAGAGCAAAGUGAUGAAGACCCUCAACCCUGAUGGAGAAGAAGAGUCUGCUGAAGAGGUGUGUGUGACAGCAGAUGAAAUGACUCCAGUCCAGCAAGAUGAAGCACCCAAUGCUGUGUCUCAGCUGGCGAAAAGGGUGCAGGGUGUGGGGACGAAGGGCUGGAAGAGUAUGACUGCUCUAUUUAAUAAAGACGAUGAGCACCAGCUCCUGGAGUCUGAGCCUGAGAGUCAGCCUGUACCGGACCACCCUCUAGCGGUGAAACCAGAAGAGCCGACGCGACCCAACAAACGCAACACAGGAUUCUGGGAUACCUUCUCCACCAAGUGGCACCAGGCAGCAGCUAUGAAACAUGCUGAAGCAGCGGAAGCGGCAGGUGGGAGUGGAUCCGAUGUAAGGAGUCAAGAGGAAGGGAAUCAGGCAGGAGGAACGGAGACCACAGUGGGAGAAGAUGGAGGUGGCCAGGGCAACAGCUUCUCCAGAUAUGCCUCUCUGGGUGGAGCCAAUGAUGAUACACCAGCAUUUAAAUGGAACUUUGUGACCAGCAAGCUGGCUGAGCUGAAGAGCAAAAACGCGACCAAGAACAACUAGCCAACGGCAUAAGACGACGCCAGAGACACGAAAUGAAAAACAGAUGGAAUUUUAUCUGUAUCUGGAUUUGUUGCUCUCUCUGAAUGAACCUUAAUCACAAUCUCCUCUUUGGCUUCCAGGUUGACUUGAUGCAGUGCUGCAUGACACACACACGCUUCAGGGAAUUACGCCCAACAGGCACUAUUCAAGCUACAAUCAUAAAAUUAACAUGUUGUGCAAUCAUAAAUAAAUUUUCUGAUGAUCAUUUUGCUCUGCAGU